Messenger RNA from Schistosoma bovis, 4993 nucleotides. NCBI's taxonomy places the organism in Eukaryota, Metazoa, Platyhelminthes, Trematoda, Strigeidida, Schistosomatidae. The record is from the annotation of a GenBank genome assembly.
AUGACCUCAAACAAUUCGAGACGACCCAUACUUCCGAAAACACAUUCGACUCUAUCUGUUGUUAAUCACAAGAAGUCUACUUCAGGAGUUGAUUCGACUCCAUUAACAAGCGCACCGUCGUCUUCAUCGUCAUCAUUGUCUUCAUUUAGACCAAUUGCCCCAAAAUCAAAUCAGGAUCACACAGUGAUUAUCACUCCCGAAGUGGUCAAACAAAAUGAGUCUAGUGAAGAUGUUGUUCACUAUUGUGAUAUUGAAUCAAGUAGUCAGGAUUUCAACCCUCUUAGAAACUAUCGUUCAAUAUAUGCUAAUAACGUCGUACCUCGUAGUUAUUUGAGAGUUACGCACCAACGGGUUCUUUUACCGUCUCAUACAAUUCCUCGAACUCCUAUUAACUCUGAUACGCUUCCAUCUGGACCAUCUAGUUCUGGCUUUAAUGUUAAUAAGAAAGGGAGUCUACGUCCAGUGGUUAAGUUUCUACUUCGUAUAGGUUCAGCACUUGUGCGCUCACAGUAUGAGCCAGCGGUUGGUAAAGAAGUAACUCCCCACCAGUUAUUGAGUAAUCGACGUAAACGCAGACGUGUUGAUGAGGAACCAACUCGAUUAUCUACAGAUAAAAUCAGUAUAGAAACUAUCAACAUUUCUCAUUUAGAAUGGAAACCAAAAGCGCGUCAUCCACGUUGGGAAGACAUAUGGAAUUAUUGUCAUCAUUGUCGUUGUCCCUAUGUUCCUACAUCUGCUUUAGAGUUAUUACGACAUCUAGAACGAGGUCACCAGAAACUAGUUAAUGUUAAUUCACUAGUGAUACCUAAAAAAACACGGCUUGAAAAAGUAGAUUGUAAUGAAUGCAUGCUUAAUGCAGCAGAGUUAUUGGGCAAUAAACUGAUAAGCCGAUUUUAUAUCCCACUCACUGUAAAUAUCUUCGAUUCCUCUUCAAAUAUAUCACCAUAUACAUGUUUUGUCUGUGGACUAGUGAAUAAGUCUCAACGUUUACUAGAAAAUCAUUUCCAACGCGUGCAUCCACAAUUAACCCCUGGUCGUAUAGAAAAACCAACAGUUAUCUUAUGUUCUAUAUGUGGCUUCCCUACACAGACUAAUUUAAUUAGACAUUCUUCUCAUCACUUGCACUCUGAUGUUUCAAUACAUGUAUCAUGUAAAAGUAAUUCGUCAAUACAUAAUAGUGCUCCAUGGUCAGGAUGUGACGCUCACGCACUAGCCUGUCUUAUGCUUUAUCCUACUAUGUAUGCUCGAUUUGGUUUACCUUUUCAUGUUGCUCAUUUUCUCUAUGCAUUAAUUCAACGUAUGUUAAUGGCUCGAAUAAAUCAAUUUGGUGGUUGGAGUGUUCAGUCUUAUACUUUAAGAUGUUGUGCAGCAAUAUCAGCCAUUUAUGGUGAACUUGUUGAUCCAGAUCAAGAUAAACCACUGAUUCAAUCAAAAAUGAGAAUUUUAGAACACAAUAACAGCUUAAAAUCUGUAUUCUCAGAAGCAUCGACUCCUUCAACUGUUUCUUUUUACAAUUCAACUCCCGCACAAAUAAGGACAUGCAAUUCUAAAAGUGCUAUACCUAUUUCCCUAUCAACUGUAUUAGUUUCAUCGUCCUUACCGAUUCAGCCAUGUUUUGCUUCAUCAUCGUCUAGUGUAAAUCUAACUAAUAUAUCAUCAGUGUGUAUUUUACCUAAUUCCUCUCCCAUUACUUCCGUUUCUGAUUUGGUAUCGAAAUCUGUGACAGGCUCCAUAUUACCAUCUGUUUUAGUUAGUCAACCUACUACAACUCCAUCUGUUUCAGUGAAACAUACUUUGCCUUUUGAACCAAUGCCUCCUGUUUGUGUUACAAUCAGUAAACAGUCUAACCUUUUUAUGCAUGGAAAUACACAAAUCCCGGCUACAACAUCAUCAUGGUCUAUUGUAUCGUCAUCAAAUCCAACUCUUUUAUCUUUCCUCUCUUCCAACCAAUCGAAACUUCCUAUUCAACCAAAACCUGUCAUACCAGUUUCUGUUGGUUUAGCAUCUGAUAAUUUAUUACAACAACAAUCUUCACUUACUAACAAUGGAGAUAAUACUAUUCGUGUUCAGGUGGGACCUAGUGGUCAAAUUAGGCGAUGCCUGGGAAGUCAACCGCGUAGUUUACCUCGUGUUUUGCCAAUGUUAGAAGUUCCGUGUGAACUGUGCCCUUCCAAUAUUCCAACGGAAACAAUUGUUCAAAGUUUUCACGUUAUGUCUCGUCAUAGAGUUAAAGGUUUACGACAUAUCCCAACAAUUCCUUGUCGUUUAUGUGGUCAAUUAUUUUGGACAAAGGCUGGCGUAAUCCGACACCAACAUGUUAGUUGUGGAUUUUGCGAUGAAAAAGCACUGUGUAAUUCAACUUAUUAUCUACAUGAAAUUAUUAAGCAUCCUCAACACUUCGCCUAUCGGUUGAAUAAAGAUGUGUAUAAUUGUCCACAGUGUUGUCGUGUGUUCUCGGAUAUGGUUUCAUUUAUAAUUCAUUUACAAACUGUACACUUUUUCACUGUACCAGAUGAAAUAAAUAAUAAUAUAUGCAAAUAUGGUUCUACAAGGAAUAAUAAAAUAAAUUUUAAUAAUUUAACAAUGAGUUCAAAAUUAAUUAAUCUUUCUACAUUAUAUUCAUCAUUAUCUAUGUCAACAAUAUCCGUAUCAUAUUCAUUACCGGAUAAUAUUGCUGUAUAUAUAAAGCCCGAAGAAAUACCAUGUUGGAAAUGUUCAGUUUGUAAUGCACAUUUUAUUACCAUUAAUCAUUUAGAUUUACAUAUGGCUCAAGCUAGUCAUCAGUACUGGUGUCCUCUAUGUCUAUAUGCAUGUGAACGAGCAAUUUCAUUAUGGAAACACUAUUGCAGUAGUCAUAACAAGGAGUCGGAACUAAAUCACAUUUCUGCAAAAAAUAAAUUUUAUCGAAUUGUUAAACCGCAAUCAAUUGGCGCAACUAAUACUUCUACUUCAAUAACAACAACACCAACGACAUUAUCACCGUCAUCAUCCUUAAGUACAGUUGCUGCAGCAAAAAUUAUUGCCAGUCCUUUAAAACAGGGUAGCCAACGCUGUGCUAUUGGUCACUUAUCCCAGUUUCAUGGGUGCGAUUUAUGUCCAGUAUUUUGUUUAACUGUUGACGAUCUCAAUACACAUAAGAAAACAGCUCAUGCUAAUGAAAUGCUGAAAGAGAAUUCAAAUAAUAAUAAUAAUAAUAAUAAUAAUAAUAAUAAUACAAAACAACUUGUUAUAUCUAACACUUCUGACUUUCUCACGACAACAUCGACAUCAGUAACGACUACUACUACAAUUAUUACUUCUACGUUAAGCAAUCAACCUAUUCGAUUGAGCAUUACUACAAGUUCACCAUCUUCAUCUUCAGCGAAAUUCAUUGAUGUUCAUGAUGAUAGUUCCAGUGGUGGUAGUGUUUGUGACGUUAUCAAUUCAUCAACAUUAUCAAUGUCAAAGCAUUCUAAUGAAUCUAGAUUGAGUUUAAAUAGAUUUGUUAAAUGGAUUACCGGUGAACAGCUUAAAUUUGGAAAGUUACUCAGUACCACAGCUAUAAAAAAUAAUACUGAGACAUCGGCUGUUACCAUGGCAACUAGCAGUUUAAAUAAUCAAAUAACUGAUCAAAUCACCAUCAUAGACGAUAAUAACGACGACGACAACAACACUGAUGAUAAACGAGAUGAGCUGAACAAAGGACUGAAUACUAUUGAACAUGAUAACGUCGGUAAUGGUGAGGAUGAGGAUGUUAUUUGUCCAAUGUGUGAAUUUCACAGUAAAUUACGAAGUGAUGUUAUGCAACACAUUAUGGAUUUCCAUUAAUCAAUACUCCAUUUAUUAUUUGUACUUAUUAAUGAUGUAUCAUCCGGUGGCUGUAUAUUUAUGCUUAUAACGGAGAAUAUCGCUGUAUGUUAAUUUUUUGAUUAACUCUUCUCUAUCUUCCUUUCAUGAUGAGCCGAUUUCCUAUAUAUAUAAAUAAUUGUACAGUCCCUUUAUUGAUAGAAUUUUGUCAUUUUUACUCGAGAGAAAACGGUGCUCUUUUCUGGAGUUUACAUUUAAUUAUGUCAUUUUUGAGUGAAGUUGUAGUAUUGUAAUGCAUAUUAUUCCGCUUGUAUUCGUUAUAUUUAUAUUUAUUAUUAUUAUUAUUAUCACUAAUGAUGGAUUGUUAGUAGUUGAUUUAUUUUUGUCAAUAUAUGUGAAUAUAUUUUAUUUUUCUAAUCAAAUUACAUGGAGUCGUAAUUUCUAUUAACUUUACAAUUGAAUUGAAUAAUCCUUGUGAAGUUAAACAUACUUAAGAUUCAUUUCCUUACCUUCUAGUUUUUUCUCUUAAAACUGUAAUGUACCAUUUCUUUUCAGGUGAUUUUAUGUUGAUUGCUUUAUGAGUCGCGGUCGUACCUGCUACUUUGACAUAGUUGUCGGGUUCUCAUAUCACGAUGCUCUGAAAGUAACACCUCUUUUUUAAUCCACAAAUUUCCAUCGCGGGCUGUAAGACGUUAAAAAUACCUAGUUAGUAUAUCAUACAACUUCUACCAUAAAGUCUGUGUAUUACUGGAGUCGAUUAGUUACCUCUUUGAUCACUAUGACCACACUGCGAGAUCACUAAGAUCAAUACCAAUCCUUUUUUAAGGUCCCUUAGGAAGUAGUCUUCUAUGAUGUAGCCAAACAGCAAGUGACAAUCACACACAUACUCCUAACAGAAUUUCAGAUCACUUUGACUGCUGUUUGAGUAAACGUUUUGGUAUAAUGGUGUUGAUCGUAGCUAACAGUUUGACCAUCAAGUUAAAUCUACUUAUUAUUAUGAUUCAGUUAAGUUAUAUUAUUAAAAAAUGAGUUUGGAUUAGUUAUGUAUAAUAUUGAAUGUCAGUUUUCAAAGAAAAUUUUCUUUCCCUUGGUGUAUUCGCCGUUGAAUUAUGUCUUUUCUUACUAUCAUCUUUCUAACUAGUAGCAAAAUAUAAGUUAGCGUUACGUAAGCAGCAUGAUUAUUGUUGUAUUUAAAGUACGAAUAAUA